This is a messenger RNA of Triticum dicoccoides, 1104 nucleotides long. Its product is annotated as TLC domain-containing protein 5-like. Bases 232 to 936 code for a protein of 234 amino acids. Gene Ontology annotation, cellular component: membrane. The transcript is spliced from 5 exons. The record is from RefSeq and is a predicted model, not a curated record. NCBI's taxonomy places the organism in Eukaryota, Viridiplantae, Streptophyta, Magnoliopsida, Poales, Poaceae.
ACUCCGCCUAUACUGCUGCACAUGGCCAACCUCGUGCAGGCUGCGCCCUCUCUUCCCCCCUGCCUCCCACCCUCCUACAGCUAGCCGCACUACAUCUUCCUUCGCAGACUGCCUACUCGGCCGGCGGCCAUACUUCUCUAGUUUAUACUACCCCGGAUCCCCUUGCUUUGCGCGCGCUAGUAGGAGUACGCCGCCUGCCGCCAUCUCCGUUAGACUAGUCGCCAGCGCCAUAUGGAGGACUACGGCGGCGUGGCGAGCCUGGUGGCGUCCGGGGUGGUGUUGUGGUCGACGGCGUUCCUGCUGCUGCGGGCGCUGCUCCCCAAGCGCUCCUACGACUUCUGCAACCGCGCGGUCUCCACCAUGCACGCCGUCGCCGGCGUCGCCCUCGGCUGCCUCUCCGUGCAGGACUGGGCCUCCCCCGUCUCCCCCGUCGCCUCACCCUCCUCGCCAAGCCAGAUGAGGGCGCUGGCGGUGACGCUGUCCUACAUGAUCUACGACGGGGCGUGCUGCCACCUGAGCGGCGACGCGCGGCUGGACAACGCCUUGCACCACCUCAUCAGCAUCGUCGGCCUCGCCGCCGGCCUCGCCUACCAGAGGUGUGGGACGGAGCUGGUGGCGUGCCUGCUCGUCACGGAGAUAUCCAGCCCGCUGCUGCACCUCAGGGAGAUGCUCAAGGAGCUCGGCGUCAAGGACACGGACCUCAACCUCCUCGUCGACAUCCUGUUCGCGGUGACCUUCUCGGUGGCACGGAUGGUUUGCGGGACGUACGUCACCUACCGCACUGUCACGGCUGACAACCCCAUCCUCAUCAAGGCGAUGGCGACGAGCUUGCUGCUGGUGAGCGCCUACUGGUUCUUGAGGAUCCUCAGGAUGGUCAGGCACAAGAUUGGGAAGAAGAGGCUGGCGUCCAAAGCCGCCGGCAAGGAAUCUAUGUGAUGCCACAAGUGGUGUCUCGCCGCAAUUAUUGUUGAAAAUGCACGUUAUGUAGUAGUACUACUAUCUAGCGCAUUAAUCGUGUGGUGGGUAAAGGAUGAUGUCCCAAGCAUGAGAUGCAUGUAUUCUGGUCAUUUCCAUUUUAUUAAUGUGCAUGAACUGUUAAUGUCA